Molecule: messenger RNA, 2076 nt
Organism: Zingiber officinale
Lineage: Eukaryota; Viridiplantae; Streptophyta; Magnoliopsida; Zingiberales; Zingiberaceae
Product: bZIP transcription factor 39-like
Exons: 2
Coding region: 66-1958 (630 amino acids)
Cellular component (GO): nucleus; endoplasmic reticulum membrane
Molecular function (GO): DNA-binding transcription factor activity
Source: RefSeq, a predicted model, not a curated record
GGCUGACUCCCGAACCAUCCGUCGUUCACGGCUUAUUCUUUUGCCCUAAUCAGGCGAGCGAAGCCAUGGCGGAAUCCUCGCCUCUCGAUCUCUCCGACCAUCCUCCUCCUGUGUUCGACCUGCCCUGCGAUCCCCUCGCGCCUUUCCCCUACGAUGAUUUCGACCUCGAUCUGGUCUUCGACUGGGAUUUCUCCGUCGACGAUUUCCUCCAAUCAACUGACAACCAGCCGUCCCACGCUCCCGACGAUCUGCCGGAUCCGUUCUCCGGUUGUGGAUCUGGGAAUGUAUUAUCUUCCUCCUCCCCUCCCCCUCUCCAUCACCAGAGCUUCGAUUUUCCCCACGAGUCGAAAGGUUCCCACCCCGCCUCGCCCUUUUCGGGAAACUCGUCCCAGGAAUCGGGCGUCGUGGAUAAGGGCGUGAAGGUGGAGGCGGCGAAGAUCUCGAAGAGGAAAACAGAUCGGGUGGAAGGAUGUUUUGAUGCGACUUUUAACAAGUUACAGCGAUCGGGCAUGACGGAGGACGAGGAGGAGGAUAAGAAAAAAGAGAGGAUGAUGCGGAAUCGUGAGAGCGCACAGCUAUCCAGGCAGAGAAAGAAGAAGUACGUCGAGGAGCUGGAGGACAAGGUUAAGUCGAUGCAGUCGAUGAUCAAUCAAUUGAACGCGAAGAUCUCGUAUGUCAUGGCUGAGAAUACAACCCUGCGGCAGCAGUUGGGUGGUGGGGGCGGCACUGGCCCAGCUGUUUAUCCUCCCGUUGGGGCAAUCCCUCCUAUGCAUUUGUCCUGGCUUCCCGGGUAUGGUUGGAGACCGCAAGGGUCUCAGGUCCCAUUAGUUCCAAUUCCGAAACUGAAGCCACAUCAACCUGCAUCUGCUAAAUCCAACAAGACGAGGAGCAAGACUAAGAAGGUUGCUAGCGUGAGCCUUUUGGGGUUGUUGUUGUUUGUUGUUGUGGUAUGUGGACUUGUGCCUGAAAUACAUCUCUGGUACCAAGGAACUAGAAAUGAAAUAGAUAACGUCGAAAGAAGAAUUCUUAAUGGUUCUAUAGGAAAGGUUCUUGACGUCAGUGGUCGUAAUGAAGUUGGACUUUCCACUAGAAGUACCCGUUUGGAGAAAGAUGGAAGUAGAGUAAUUCAGGUACAUAAUGGUGGGCCAUUGCCUUCCACUGGUUCAAAUUCAAAUGCAGCCAGACAGAAUUCCAGUGAUACACUACCAGCGUUGCUUUAUGUGCCAAGAAAUGGAAAACUUGUGAAGAUCGAUGGCAAUUUGAUAAUCCAUUCUGUGCUUGCUGGUGAGAAGGCAAUGGCCCAAGCAAAGGAAAAAUGCUCCGUCAAAGAAAGUAAAGGAACAUCCUUGGCUGUUGCUGGCGAUACGAUGUCAGCACUGGCCGUCCCCAAUUUUGAAAGGGAAGUUGAUCGCUCUCUUCCUGACAAAAGAUAUGGCAAUAACUUCAAAGAGACUUCUGUUGAUGGUCCAGUGUCACAAUGGUUCCGCGAAGGAAUGGCAGGCCCGCUUCUAAAUUCUGGACUGUGCACGGAGGUGUUCCAGUUUGAUAUCUCACCAACAUCAUCAAGUGGCGGCAUUAUCCCAACAACAUCAAUUGUAAAUGCUACAUCAAUGGAUAACACUUCUGAGAAUUUCACUUCUGCACCUGGUCGUCAAACGGCAAUAAAGAGUAGGAGGAUGAAGUACACUGAACCAGAUCCACUAAAUGCAACUGUCCCGAAUGACACACAGCAAUUCAGAAAGCCGUCCGAGGGAAGCAACUUUGGUGGCGACAAACCAGUUGCCUCCAUUGUGGUUUCUGUACUCGCUGAUCCUAAAGAAGCCGGAAUUGGGGAUGGUGAGGGGAUGAUCUCUCCAAAGUCGAUAUCUCGUAUUUUUGUUGUAGUGCUUCUGGAUAGUGUUAAAUAUGUAACAUAUUCAUGUGUUCUGCCCUUUAAAACCUCUGUCCCUGUCUUGUAAAACGAUCAAUUGUAUGGAAUAGAAACUACAGAAUUAGGAGUCUUUUCACCGUGUAAAGUUGUUGACAGGGUACAAUUACAGAGAAGUGGUAUGAUUACUAUGUUGUUUUUCUUUGUUA